Molecule: messenger RNA, 666 nt
Organism: Pteronotus mesoamericanus
Lineage: Eukaryota; Metazoa; Chordata; Mammalia; Chiroptera; Mormoopidae
Gene: IZUMO2
Product: IZUMO family member 2
Exons: 7
Coding region: 1-666 (221 amino acids)
Source: RefSeq, a predicted model, not a curated record
AUGCCUCUGGCCUUGGCCUUUGGGCUGCUCGCCAUCCUGGGCGCCCGCGGAGGCUGGGGCUGUCUGCAGUGCGACCCCUCGGUGCCGGCGGCCCUGAGGCAGCUGCGCUUGGCCAUCAUCCCCGGCCAAUUCCGUCUCGGGCAGCAUGGGGCCCGCGCUCAGUCCCUGCUGCUGGGCAUGGAGGGAUCUUUCUUCCGCAACUAUGCGCUGAACGCGUUUGUGGGGCAAGUGGAGACAGAUCACCUGGACCAUGUGGCAUCCUUUAUCAAGAAUGAAAUUAAUAAGUUAAAGGCUAAGUCUCUGAGAGAUGAGCCUCUGCUGGAAGAGCUGGUGACUCUUAGGCAGAGGGUGGUCAAGAGACUCAAGAGAGCUCUGAGUUCGUAUGAACUGAAAGCCUGCAACCGCAAAACUUGCCACUUGCUAAAAGGAGAGGUCUUAGACUGUUUACACUGCCAGAGGAUCAGUCCCAAGUGCAUAAAAAAGAAGGACUGUUUCGUUGACAGGCAGCCCCGAGUGGCCCUGCAGUACGACAAAGAGAGUACAAGCCCGUGGAGCCAGGCCCUGCCCGGCAUCGUGGUUUCCUUGUUUCUGGCUGUCUUCGUCUUUGGGGUCAUCCUGGCUUCGGCUAUUAUUUACAGGCAAAACCGGAAACUCCUGCUGCAGUAG